UCAUGCAAAGUAAUGUAUCUUUAAAAAAUGGACAGACAUCUAUAUCAGCAGAAAUAAGUAAAAAAGUUAAGAACACAAGACAAAAUGAAGCUGCUCGUAAAGUCAAACCAACCUUAAUACCAAUGCUCAAAUCUAGUACACGCAAAGUACCAACAAAAGAAACAUCGAAUUCUGCAAUGAAAAGUGUGGCUAAGAGACCAAAUUUUGAACAUAAUAAUGUUCAAAGAGUUCAACGUUUAAAUAUAGAUAACGAUAUUUGCCCCGGGAUUGCGUCACCGCCAAAAUCGGUAACAACAGCAAGGCCGAUUCCAACCUUACAACACAUCUAUGGACAAGAUUUAAGCAAUGAAACAUUUGCCGAGUGGUUGUUAGAAACUGUAAGUGAAUAUCAGGAUGCUCCAGAACACUUCGCAGACACGACAAGCGAGGAAGCCCAAAGAGAUGUAUCGGAUUGUCGCGUUUCUAUGAAUAUUGCGAACAAUGAACUGAAUAAUUUAAGCAAUAGUUUUAUAAAUGUACCAGAAGUGUUGACCAUCAAUCCUACAGGCAGUUUUAAAAGUACAAACGAAAAUGUACAGGACUGGCUGUCUACAAAAUUAGAUUGUCCUACAAGAGACAAUGAAUCUGACAUUUUACUUGGCGACAAACCAACAUACGUUAUUAAUCAAACGAAAGUAAAUUCUUCACAAUUUAACAAAAAAAAAACAUGGAUUCCCAAAUUGAAUACAGAAAUAAAACUUGAUACAAAACAAACAGAUAUUCAAAUACCAGUUAAAUAUCCAUCUUAUUCAAUUCCAUUGAGAAACCUGGAAAAUAAUGGAAAAAAAACUAGUUCUUACGUAGAUUGUCCGUCUGAAGUACUUCAAAAAACUACAAAUUUUGACACAAACGUCACAGAUAGUAAUAUCGACUGGUCGAGAUUACAAAGGUUACGAGACUAUACUAUAAAUGGAAAAUCUUCGAAAACAUCAAUUCUUACAAAUGAACCUUGGCAAUUAAGUUUUUGUGAUGAUAAAGAUGAGCCCUAUUCCAUUAAAUCCCCAGAUAAGAACAGUUAUCAUGAUUAUUAUUACCAUUACUGCUGGAGAAAAGAAGUAGCGAAGAAAAGUAAAGCUGUGCAGGACCUUUGGGACUGCAAAGGAAGAUGUAGGAAAUGCCAGGGACAUAGGAUAUCUCCUUAUCAGAAAAAAUUUCUUGCCCUUGGUCAAGGCAUGUGCAACUUACUCUCAAAUUAUCUACACUACUGUUUGAAGAGUUUUUGA
Messenger RNA from Vanessa atalanta (red admiral), 1262 nucleotides. RefSeq lists its product as uncharacterized. Bases 3 to 1262 code for a protein of 419 amino acids. The transcript has 10 exons. NCBI's taxonomy places the organism in Eukaryota, Metazoa, Arthropoda, Insecta, Lepidoptera, Nymphalidae. The record is from RefSeq and is a predicted model, not a curated record.